Messenger RNA from Sphaeramia orbicularis (orbiculate cardinalfish), 8161 nucleotides. It is a transcript of the gene gjd1b, whose product is annotated as gap junction protein delta 1b. Gene Ontology annotation, biological process: cell-cell signaling. The record is from RefSeq and is a predicted model, not a curated record. The transcript is spliced from 2 exons. The coding region runs from base 1151 to 2068 and encodes 305 amino acids. Gene Ontology annotation, molecular function: gap junction channel activity. NCBI's taxonomy places the organism in Eukaryota, Metazoa, Chordata, Actinopteri, Kurtiformes, Apogonidae. Gene Ontology annotation, cellular component: connexin complex.
ACUGGCUCAGAGAGAGAGAGACGGAGGCAGGUGGAGGACGCAAACGGAGAGAGAAACCAAGUGGGAAGGAAAAUAACAUGAUGAAGGGAGGAGAAGAAAGGGAGGCUGCCUCUUGUACCACGCACUGAGAGAAACAGAGACAGAGGAGGCAUCGAAGACAAGGAGGAUUGGAGAAACCUUCCACACUCGCACAGCGUCUAGUGCAGAAAGGAGACAGUGGAGGAGGAGUGUAACGUUUCUGUCCAGCGCUUCCUGAACCAAACCAGGCAGGAGCGAGAGGUAACAGAGCAACAGAGCGAAGGGAAAAGGAGAGGGCUUCCUCGACAAAAUUAUUGGAAGAGAAGAGAAAGAGAGGAAGAAAUGAAGAAGAUGGAAGGAGGGAGAGUGAGCAGAGACAUAAAUACCUGGUUACUCAGGCUCACAUGAGUGUAUGGACCUGAGCCCAACCAGAGUACUACAAGAUGCUGUCAAAGAGCAAGCGUGUGAGGGCGGAGUGUUAGUGUGAGGGUGAUGGAUGUCUGUUUGCACAAAGUACAGCUGCUUCUUGCAAUUGAGUAAAAAGGACAGAAAGUGUUGAUUGAGAGCAGAAGAGCACAUUUAGGAGCCAGAUGAGCACUGGUGUGUGUUAGCCCAGGUGUGUGUGAGAGAGUGUGUGUGUCAGUGAGAACAUAUUUGAAGUACUGACCAGCUGUUCAGGAGGUAAACAGGGUCAUGCACACCUAGAGGAGGGGAACAAGACAAGAGGGAGGAAGAAAGGUGGCAAAAUACACUCACUUGAGCAAGUGUACGGACCAAGAAUCACAUACUAAGAGUGGGUGUGCAGGCAGCUGGAACACAGACAAGCUUAAGUGUGAACAACUCAGGUGCAUUUAGAGGUGUGGGUUUUAUAUGUGUGAGUGGUUAGGAGAUGGAUUAAAAGAAUUACAGCCAUAAAAAAAGGAAGGAGGACACAACCUGAGCUUCUUCAAGGCAUCCCACUUGAAACCAGCUGCUCUCCAGUUUCAGUUUCCCACCUGACGCUGCCCCCUACCUCAAUAAACCCAACAAGUGGACUUGGAGGCCAGAAAAAACCCCAGACAUUAACACCAGCAUUCGCUGAUUAAGCGGUUCUGAUUCCCUGCACAUCAGUGGAUGCCUCCACACUCCAACCAUGGGAGAGUGGACCAUCCUAGAGCGCCUCCUGGAGGCUGCCGUGCAGCAGCACUCUACUAUGAUCGGAAGGAUCCUGCUGACAGUAGUGGUGAUCUUCCGUAUCUUGAUUGUUGCCAUUGUGGGGGAGACCGUGUAUGAGGACGAGCAGACCAUGUUCAUCUGUAACACUCUGCAGCCAGGUUGCAACCAGGCCUGCUAUGAUAAGGCCUUUCCCAUCUCUCACAUCCGUUACUGGGUCUUCCAGAUUAUACUGGUGUGCACACCCAGCCUCUGCUUUAUUACCUAUUCCGUUCACCAGUCAGCAAAGCAAAAAGACCGGCGCUACUCCUUUCUGUACCCCAUAAUGGAGAGGGACUAUGGGAGGGACGGGGCACGAAAGCUCCGCAAUAUAAAUGGUAUUCUCGUUCAGCACGGCGGAGAUGGUGGCGGAGGCAAGGAGGAACCUGACUGCCUGGAGGUGAAGGAGAUACCCAAUGCCCCAAGGGGCCUCACCCAUGGAAAAAGCUCCAAGGUUCGCCGGCAAGAGGGGAUCUCACGUUUUUACAUCAUUCAAGUGGUUUUCAGGAAUGCCCUGGAGAUUGGCUUCUUGGCCGGCCAGUAUUUCCUGUAUGGUUUUAGCGUGCCUGGGAUUUUCGAAUGCGACCGCUACCCAUGUCUGAAGGAGGUGGAAUGCUAUGUCUCUCGACCCACAGAAAAAACAGUGUUCCUGGUGUUCAUGUUCGCGGUGAGUGGUAUUUGUGUGGUGCUCAACCUGGCUGAGCUUAACCAUUUGGGCUGGCGCAAGAUCAAGGCUGCCAUCAGGGGAGUCCAGGCACGCAGGAAGUCCAUUUGUGAGAUCAGGAAGAAGGACAUGGCGCAUCUGUCCCAGCCACCUAACUUAGGACGCACACAAUCCAGUGAAUCAGCCUAUGUCUGACCACUAAGAGAAGGAGCUGUGUCCCAUAAGAGUGAAUGUGGAAGAGAGAGAAUGAAAAAUGUAUGAGUUUAAUUUAUUGACCGUUGCUUGGAGGUCAAAGAGUAUAGCCUCUCAUAUGGGCUGAUGGACCAAAAAACCUCUGCAAGAGUUGAGAGCGAUUAGAGGAAGAAAAUUACAAAGCAUGAAGAGGGCACAAUUCUGCUCUGCAAACGAACAUGAUGAACAGAUUUUGAUCUCAAGGGAAGAUAUUCCAACUGCCAUUUUAUACUUACAUUCUUUUUUUAACUAAUUACUUUCUCCUCUGCCCCUCAACUCUUUGGAAUAAAACCUCUAGGGGCUGAAGAGGGACACACCAGAGAUGAGAAGAAGAGCGAACGGGAGUGAACAGAUGAGAGGCUGUUUUGUGUUCUUUUGGGAUAUCGGAGGAUGACAGGUGGUGCAUCCCAUGGUGCUUUUCUUCUGGACUGUGUCAGCAUUAGUGAAAAAGUGAAGACCGGAUAGGAGGUGGGACAGGGAGGAUGAGUAGCAACAUCAUUAAAAGAGGAACGGAAGAACUGUCAAAGCCAUGACACACUCUAGAGAACAAAGUUUGCAAGAGACUAGGAGGGAAAUAUUACACUGUUGGAAAACAAAUGAAACAACCAUGGAGGGAGAGAAGAGAGGGAAUGUAUUUCUUUUGUUUCCUCUCCUUGCCAGGGACUUGAAGACUGAAGCCAAAAAAGAAAGAGCUGCCUCUGAACAGUGUCAACUUCACCUCUCUUGGAACAUCGUCACAAGCCAAAACCAAGAGAAAGACUGACAAUGUUUAUGUUUUGUCUCUUGGCAAAAAAUUGCUUUAACACAAACAAAGCGAGUACCAUAAACACUUUUUUUCUUUUCUCUCCCCAAUCAUUUUCUCUCUCUGCUCCACGGUUGGCAGCUAUGUAGACACUGGGGGCUUCGGGUGACAGUAAUGACCCUCACGGUUCUCCUGCUCCGUAAACCUGGGAGAGGAACUAAUGAACAAAUGGAUAAACAGCGAGUAAACAUCAGACUCUCCUAAAGCACAAGCCAAACAUCCCUCUUUCCAGCAUUCCAGUGUGCUCACAGACAAAGGAGAGAAAAAAGAGGUGAAGUAAGAAAGGGAACGAGAAUUUAUAGAGGGGAACAGAUCAUUUUAUUACAACUUUUAAAAAAAAUUUUAUAAAAUAUAUCACACAGACUUAUGAUAUUUUUUCUUUUUGAGAAAACAAUGGUGCCAUCCUUGAGAUAUUUAAUUAUUGUUAAAAGUAACAUAGAGUAUAUCAUGGAAAUAUUAUUUACCCAUUUAGAUUAUAUCCAAAUAGAUUUAUUUAUCUUUGUGGGUGGGAUGGGUGGGAAAACAUGUUGCUGUUUUUCAAAUGUAUAAACUGUCUGUCUUUUUUCAUUUUGUUAUUAAAUUAAAUCUCUCACCGAUGGAACUGAUUAAUGACAUGUACGGGGGUGGGAAUAAGGGACAAGAUUGUGAGCUUUGUUUCAUAUCGCGCUGCGGCUGUGCAACAGAUUUUCUUAUUUGCAGCUGUAAAGAAAGUUUUAUCUUUAACUACAAUUAAACACAAUUUCCAAGUGUUGACAAAACAGACAUCUUAGAGAGGAGAGCUUUAGUUUUCUGGAAAAUCAGUUGCACAGCCCUGGGCAAUUAAGGCCUGUGAGCCAUUUGAAAAGGCAUGUUUACUUGAAGAGAUGUUUCCUGAAUGAUCAAGCUGUGUAACCGAGGAGCUGUAAGUCUCUAAGAACAGUUGGUGUUUUUGAAUCUCAGUGAUUUCAUUUUGCUUUGCUUUUCUGACUGGAUUUCAGCAUGCAUGCCUUGUAAGAGAAUGAACGAAAAGAAUGAAAAAUGAAAGAAAUAGAAAAAGACGACAGAAAGCGUUGCACCUUGAUUAAUGCAGACGAGUGGGAGAGUGGCAGACUGGAGGAACUCAUGUUUGGAUGAAGGCUGCAUACCCAAAUGCAUAAUUUCAACCUUUUAAACCUGUGAAACCAGAAGUAGGUAGUGUGCUGCACAUGGUGUCAUUCUAAAGAAUUUUUAUGUAUUUAAAUGACAUGGAUUUUAACACACUUGCCAGUUUUGCUACUGUUCAUUAUCAUGAUGCAAGCACAAACAGACAGGAACACAAAACAUGCUAAACUCAUCUGUGAUCUCAAGAUGGUUCAUUGAUCUUUUUUUUUUUAGAUAAAAUUCCUGUUUCAGUUUUAUAGACCAAGACAGUGCUCAUAUGCUGAUUAUUAUUUAACUUAGGGCUGAUGCACAAAUUCUUCUUAGACCUUUCCUAUGAACUCAGUGCUCUGAGUGGCCAGGCAUUAAGUGAGAAUCCUGCCUGCGCUUGAACUGAACGGCCUUAAUGUAGCUUGACACAGCAAAGCAUACCACUGCCAGUCUUAGGGGUUUGAUUUUUUAUUAUAGGACCCCCUUUUGUAAGAAAGCUAGUCAGUUAAAGUAGCUGUGUUGUAUUUUGGAUAAGUCCACAUAUCAGUAUCUGUACUCUUUAACAACUCUCAGCAGAUUGGGUCUAAUUCUUUAUAAUAAUAAAUAGUAACAGGGAGGAAGAUGAAGACAAAACUUUGUGACGUUCAGUGUUAAGGUUUUCAGUUUUGUUAAACUUUCCUUCAACUUGCCUUAUCUGGUUACACUGCGAUUAGAGGCAUUCCUCACAAUUCCUUUACACUUCCAGCGUCAUUACGUUGUAGGGGAAAAAACAAGUGAACAUCUGUUGCAACAGUGCCACUGAUAGCCACUGAUGUUUUCCCAGCUACAGAACAACCCUUAAACAGUACAAUAUACAAAAUACUAAAAACUGGAAAAAUACACUGCCACCAGAGUUACCAUAAGUGUUUGAACUUUGGCAACAGCUGAUGUUGUAGAGAUGUCCUCAACUCUGCCUCUCCAUUCACUCCCACCUAUAAUCUCUAUGAUACUUACAGGUGAUUAUCCCCAGAUUUAGACUCCUCUGAGGAUCUCCACAGGGCUCAAUAGAAUGGUGCAGUUUACAGUACGCUUGAGGAAGGACACCGACAGUGCACGCCAGAAAGGCUAAUUAUAGAGGUUGUGUCUUGGCCUCCCUUCAUUUACUGAGAGCUUGGGCUUAAAUACUGACCUUGAGAUUUAGGGCCAAGCCAAUGUCCUGCACUAUACACAGCUCCUCCUGGAGAGUCACUGUACAGUACCACACUGAUCCAAUCCCCACAGCACAGAUCACUGCUGGUGUCAAGUCUAUUUUUGGUUCAUGGUACUUGCACACAUGUAGUGCUAAUCUCAAUGUGGAAACAGCAGUUUGAGUUCAUUUUUGUCUCCCAUUGUCUGGUUUCAUUCAGGUCAAAAACACCCACAUAACCAGCCAUAAAGCUGUCCUGGUUUCUAUGGUUUAGAUUUAUACAACAUGCAUUAGUAACAAAACUGUAAGUUGAAAUGCUGUGAGCCUGCAGUUAGCCAGUCGACUGCUUUAUAAGAGCAGGUCCUGCACCUUCCAACAGUCCACUACUCCCCACUGUCUACUUUUCUAUUUGUCAAUGUGAAAUGAAUUAUGCAACUUUUUUUUCUCAUUUGCUUAUCUUUUUGAUGUGUGAAUUAAUUUUGUUGUCUGUUGCUCUUUUGUGCAGUGACAUAUCAAAAAAGAAGAUGUUUUCUAUGUAAAAGAACAAAAAAGUUUUUUUUCAAUGUGUAAAAUCAGAAAACAAGCAGAAAAGUAUGUUAUAUUUCUUCCCUUGCCAAAGUGAUAUGCAAAAUUUUAUUAAUUUUCAACCGUUUUUUAAACUGCAUGUGUUAUGGCUAGAGUAAGCAUGUUUCUAUGUUUUCUUCAAAGGACUCUUUAAAGACAGACUUUUUUAGUCCAAAAUCUUGAGCAAAACUAUUACGUCUUGAUGCCAAGUGUGUAUAUUAACAAGUUCCUUAGAGCCAGGCAGACAAUAACAACUCACUGAUGUUAGAACUACCUAUUCCAGUAACUCACAGUUUCAGCUCCAAAACAAUUUAUGAAAAACUCCACAAAAACAUAUUACUCAGAAUUUUGCACAUAAAUGUAAAAUACCUUUAUAAUGUGUUGUAGAAGAUGCUUAAUGAUCUAUAAGCCAAUCAUUCAAAUGAUCUACUGUAUAACACAGGGUACACAGAAAUACAAGCAUACAGGUAAAAGGAUGGCACCACAAGAUCUCAGAACAUUCCAGGGUUUAGUCCCAGCACAAUGUCCAACUAACUUAUCAUUUACCACCUCUACGAUAGGAUUAAAUCUCAGAGAACCUUGUUUUUGCAUACAUUGGCAACUUUUGGAGAGUAGUACACUGAUAAUAGACUCAGGAAAGAAAACAAUGCUGAUCCUUUACAGUUUUGAGAGCUUUUUUAGUCAAAAUGCUGUUUCUACAUAAAAAACCCCCACAAGAAUCAUUUGAUAGAAAAGGGAUUAAAAUGUCAGCAUACUUUCCACUUACCAUCAUACUUUGUACUGUAAAGCCCUCACGAAAACUGUCUUCAAGUCUUAUUAGUUUCCUGCUGGUGCUACUGAGGUAAAAACAUUUAUGAAGAUACAGUUCCAUCUCUUCAGCACACUACUACCCCACGUACCACGACUUAUGUAGCAAAGCAGGUCUCCUUAAUAAUAGGCAAAGCUGUUACUCUUGACUGUUACUAACAAAUGGACAUGACCACAAAAAGCUUGUAUAAAUAAUCAUUUUCAUAAGACACGCCACUUCCUUUGUAUUGAAUAAUAGUAGCAAACAAUUUGACACCUCAGGAAUGAAGCAUAUUGAGCUGCUGCAUUAAGAUAGAGCUCACUGAGCUACAACAUUGCUCUUUAUACUGCCAAAUUGACCUUAGAUUAAUUUAGUAAUCACAUUAUGUAGCCAAUCUGAAGGGCUGGUGACCUUUCAGAUCAGUAGUUAUGGAAACAUCCCUUUUACACAUUGAAGGGCUUCUUUCUUACUAUUAACAAAAAGCCAUAGUUUAAAAAAAGAAAGAGGUUUCCAGCUUCAGACAUUGUUGUAGAAGUAUAAUGUAUACUCCCAGUUCAAGCUAAUGACAUUCAUAGACAUGGAGUUAAUUAAGAGAUCAUUUUUGCAUUUAAAUUGAAAAUUAGACAUGCUUUUUAAACAGUGUUUAACUGAAUGAGACAAAUUUCAGCUUUUAAAGCUCCUUGUCCCAGAUGUUCAGCUUCAAUUUUCAUUUUACUCUGUGAAAUAAAAAUGCUCCCUUUCCCCCCCACAGCCCUGUCUGAUGUUGCUACGUCUGUCCUGUCGGUGAGAUUAUAACCGUUUCAGGGUUCAGGAACAACCUCUCAACCUCUUACUAAUCUGUUAGGAUAUCAAUUGUGAUUACUUCAUCUAAUUACAUAGAGUGGCAGAUCCAGGCAGGACAGAAUUUAAACCACCAUCCACAUUUGACUAAAUCACUCUGUGCAUCUCUCUCACCAGUACUGCCACAUCUCAUGGCAGCAGGGCUGGAGAUGGAGGAAUAUAAUCUGACAUGGCUUCAGGUGGUGUCUUGUAAAGCAUAGCUACAUUAAUUUAAUUUAGAUCGUCAAAGAAGGCUAAAAAAGAAGAGUCAUGAACAAGACACACGGGAAGCAAUGGCUUUUAGCUGUUCAAUAUCAGUGAACUCAGGUCCACCACUCACUCUUCACUUCUCCAAAACCAGCACCUCUUAAGCUUUGACCAGAUUCUUUAACUGCUAAGAUGUGUGUCUUUUAACUGUGUGAGAGGCCUGUUGUUUAAGUGAGAGGAUGAAUCCUAAACAGUGAUGUUUCAGGGCAGUGGGAGAGCAAUGUCACAUUUAGCCAAUAUUUGGCACCAUUAUGGUGAUUAAUAUUUUAAGGGAUCAGAAAGGGAAAAUAAUAACAAACCUUAGCCCUAGAAAUUUCAGCUUAGCUUCAACAGAACAUGUCAUAUGUGACAUCUUUACGGAUGUAAAAACAGGAACGAAGAAACAUGGUCAAACACACACACAUACACUUUGUAAUCUGAAAAUCUGUUGUUUCACACUGCAGAUUUUAUGAUGUACCUGACGGACCUUCAUUUGAAGGUUCACUGUAUAUUUAUGACUGGUGUACUGUAUGUAAAGACUGAAUAAAACCUUGAAUGUUACAUCAA